ACGUGCGCAUCGGUGAGCAAGUGUGAGCACGCGAAAACGAGUUUGACGUGCAGCAGCAGCGACGCAAUUGAGACGGACGUUGGAGCUGCUUAUGUAGAGUUUAUAAGCAACAUAGACCAGGGGAAGGAAGAAACAACGUGUUGUAGAGGGGUGUGGCUGUUGACUGUAUAGCGGAGUUCGAACGCUACAGCACCAAUGCAAUGCGUUGAACAUGCAGUGAUUUUUCCAAUUAGAAAAUACCGGAAGUUAGCUUAGUGACAGCGACGGCCAAGCGUAAAGCCAUCAUGACGAGUACGAAAUCUAAAUAGACGACGGCGAAGUUUGCAUCACAGAUGUGUGGCUAUUGUACCUAAUUGAUUCGUGAUAGAUUCUCUGAUAGACGCGUGUUGAUCAAUUCAAGAACUGAAACUCGGCAUAUUUUUCGGUAAAUAAUUCACUAGAAAAAGCUGCAGCUUUUAUUACGCAAAGAUGUGCGUACAUAUUUACAUACAUAAAACUAUUAAGCUUAAGAAGUAAAUCAACUAAAAAUGUAUCACCGUAAUUUUUUUCGGUCCGAAAAAUAGUAUGGCGACGGUAGUUAAAUUGAAUUGCAAAAUAAAAAAAAAAGAAUAAUUCUACUAAAAAUACCGAAAACGUUGCGUACUUUGCCAGUCAAAGUGUCAAAUUACCCCCAAAACAAGUUUCAACAGCGCAGUCUUGUUGUUGUUUAUAUUGCUGACCGCUGACAAUAUUGUGAAGCGGUUUUGAAAAGAGUAGAGAAGGAGGAGGUUUUAGUUUGGGUUUGUGGUUGAACUGCUUUUCGGCACGUACAGGCUGAAUAGCUGGCCCUGGCUGGUCAGAGCAAAACCUUGACCCUGUCAACAAAAACGGCAAGAACUAUUAAAGCGAGAAGAAUGUUUGCGCAGCAGCAGCAACAAAAUUACAAAUAACAAUUAGAACAACAACAAGCGUGUACACAGUAAACAGCAGCCACUGGUACGCUGACCUGUCAAAGUGUGAACAAGACAAGUUUUAGGCUGCAGUUACCGCUUGGCAUUCUGGCAUUCAUAUGCCAAGCUAAUUGUCAAGUAAACACUGGACAAAAUACUGGCUAAUAAGUUUGUGCUUGAGCAAUGUACAUAUGGCCAACAACAAUCACUGACCAUUUAGAAUGUCAAACUGUGGCGAAAUGUCGUAACAAUGUCAGUGGCAUAGUGGUCAGCUGUGAAAACUUUGAAGUGACGCGAACACAACAACAAGAAAAAAUAACGAUAAAAUUAUAACUAAAAAUAAAAUUGAGAUGUCAAGUAAACUAAACUUUUCGGACUCGCUCAAUUAGCAAAAAAGAAACAUAAAUAAAGAAAUAAAGAAAUUUUUAAACGCAAGAGUAAAAAUAGUCACGGUUUUUGAGCGCAUUGCCGCUGGCCGAAGACAUUUAAUUGGAAGUUAUUGUUAUUAUAUUCAAAUAUGUCGGCUAACCUAUCGACUCUCACCGUUAAUUUGUUGCUAAUUAGCGCUUUUUAGCACUAAGAUAUUCGAAAAUUUUAUUUCACCGAAAAAGUGAGAAGUUGUGAUUUGGUUCCGCGUUCAGAGCGCAUUUAGAAUGGCAGCUUACGCGCAGUACAACGGCUGCGGAUAUCCGACGGCGAAUCAAUACCUCUCAGCUGGCGGUGCUCUUUCGACUCUACAUCCAAUUUCACAAUCAUCGGUAACCGCUAAAACUCCUGCUCACCCACCUGCCUCGAUCAGUCCACCAUCCAAUGGGCCCGACAGCAACGUCAGCAGUGCUGGUGGUGCUGAUCAGCAUAGCGGUACACUAACACCCGAUCCAGCAUCUCAGCCGUCCAACCAUGGAACACCGAGUGCGGCAGGUAGCAGCGGUAGUGCUAGUGGCAGCAUCGACAGCAGUUCGCUAGGUCCCUAUGCGACGUGUCCGACGGCUGGUGCAAUGGCGGGUAUACCACAGCCACAACAACACCCGCUUGCUUCUUCAGCGGCAUGCUGUGAUAAUGGGCGUCCUGUUAUGACAGACCCGAUGACGGGUCAAACCGUUUGUUCAUGUCAAUACGAUCCCACCCGCUUGGCGUUAAGUAGUUAUGCACGUAUGCAGUCAGCGGCAGCAGUGGCGGCAUCAGCAGGCCCCCAAACGCCAACUGUGGGCGUCUACGGCACUCCAUAUCCCUCAAACGAACAGAAUCCGUAUCCCACUAUUAGCGUGGACAGUGGUCCGUUUUAUUCGAGUUUGAGUACGCCUUAUGCUUUAAAAGACGGCAGCUGUAGUGGUAGUGAGGUAACAACAUGGACUUCGACGGGCUUGCCUCCCUCAACCGGUUACUACACCUACGAUCCAACAUUCGGUGCGUAUGGUUAUGGCGCCAGUUAUGAUUUAUCAUCACGUCGGAAGAAUGCAACGCGUGAGUCCACUGCAACGUUAAAAGCCUGGCUCAGCGAGCACAAGAAGAAUCCAUAUCCAACUAAAGGCGAGAAGAUCAUGCUGGCCAUUAUCACCAAAAUGACGUUGACGCAGGUGUCUACGUGGUUUGCGAAUGCGCGCCGUCGCCUGAAGAAGGAGAACAAAAUGACUUGGGAGCCAAAGAAUCGGACCGAGGACGAUGAAGAAGAUGCGUUGGCCUCGGACGAUGAGAAACAACGCCAUGGUGAGGAUAUUAGCAGUGUUGGUUGCGCAGAGCGAAGGCGGCACAUUGGCGUGGAGUAUACAAGCGGCGCCAUAAGCGUUUCAAUUGGUAACAAUGCACCAGUGACUGCCAAUGCUACGACAGUGACGGCGGCAGCGAUGACGGUAACGACGGGAGCAGGUGUCGUGGAUAGUGGUGCGAAUGGCGUGGGCGCAACAAUUCCAACUACAGCGACGGCGGCGGCGUCGGCGUCGGCGACGACGAACCAUCAUCCGCAUGUCGGCGUGGCAGGCGCAGGCGCGAGUGUGGGCGCCGUUGGUGCACUGCAGCCAUCGAAAGAUCUUUACCAAAAUCCUCAACAGUAUUCACGGAAUCUCUUCUAUAGCAGCAGUAAUAAUGUCGGCAGCAGCAACAAUGGCGGCAACAAUAGUUUGCAUACGCAAUUUCCGCAUCUACAGCAACACCAACUACAUCAACAUUCUCAGCAUCUGCAGCAACAAUCGGCGCUGUCUGCUCUUUCGCAACAUGUUGCUGAGAGCGCGAUAUGGCAUCAACAUCAUCAGCAUACACAUCCAUCGCAUCUGCAACAAUAAUAAAUGUUGCGUACAGAGAUAGUCGGCAUCUACAGGUCUAUUGAGGCAUUUUUUAAAAAGUUGCUGGCCCAAUGCAGGCUUUUCUUACUUGUUUGGACUGUUUGUGAAUUGUAGACUUUGACUCUGUCUGAAUAAGCAGCAGCAAAACACUUAAAUAUGUUGAAAAUAAUGCCGUUAUUAAUUAUUAAUUGACCAAUAUACAUUUUUUUAAUCGAAAGAAGACAAUUACACUAGAAAACAGCAAAUCAGAUUAAAACAUGCGAAGCGACGCGCGAAGCAGGAAUAUUAAAGGCUACAAAAAUAUUAUCAAAUACAAAUUUGCGCCUUUUGAAACUUUAUAGCGCGUCAAGAGCCUGAAGCAAAGUUGUUACUUUUUCGACAGUUAUCGAAGCAAAGUAAGCGUGCCUUGGUCCUGCAACUUGGCGCCCAGAUAAUUGGUUUCUUCUUAUACUUUUCCAAUAAGAAUUAGCCAUUAAGCCAGAGUUUUUAUUUGCCGGUCAAAAGAAGUUUAUUUCCUAUAUAGAAAGAACCUUUUAGUGUAAGGCAUGUGAUAAAGUUGAUAUCAGAGUGCAAGUGGGCAAAUGUGCAUAUAAACCAAAAACAAAUAUAACUCAAUUAAAAAAAAAAAAGCAAGAACUAUUAAAAAUUGUAAUUAUUGAAAUCUACAGCAAAUCUACUUUGUUCCAAUUUCAUAUAUGUAUGUAACAGUUAUGUGGAACAUAUUUAGUUAAACAUCUACCCGGAAUUCGAGACUUGCGAUGUGGUGCAAUAAAGAAAUGGUCAGUAAAGUUUAUUAUUUGGCUGGUAAGCUGCAAGAAUAAGUUGUAGAAAAAUAGUUUGUACAGACGGCAAGGGGCACCCUAGUACUUAUGAAUAUGUGUGUUGAAUAAAAAAAAAAAACAAAAAAACACAAUGAAUAUUAAGUAAAGUAAAGAGUUCUGAACGUUUACCACUAGCAGAUGACUUUGAUGAGCUACAGUCACUCACACCUUAUUUGAUACAGCUACGAUUGUUAUGUAAAGUGUUCUAUGCCUCAUAAUAUUUUGCGAAAAUGGAAAAAACCGAGUAUUAAUUUUGUUUUAUUUCAAUUCUCAAAAUAAAAUACAAAGAAGUGUUCACUCAUUUCAUUGUAAUGCAAAACAAACAAAAAAAAAAAUCAUACAGAGAAUUCAAGCCACUGCUUAAAUGAUGCAACUGAAAAAGGAGCAACUAAUUAUUUCUAAUUUUUAAUAUUUUCAGUCAUUAAGCAGUUUAUUAGGUAUCCUUUAAUAUCAAUUACAGCUUGAAGUCUACCUGGAAGUCAACCAAUUUUUUUUUGUACGUUCUGUACUAAUUUGGUUCCACUCUUCAAUUGCCUCACAUUUUUCAUGGAUGUCAUAUUUUCUUACAUUUGUCUGCAAAAUCAACCAUAAAUUUUCAAUGCGGUUCAAAUCCAGUGAUUUUGCUGGAGUUUGAACAAUGUUUGGACAUUUAUAUUGGGUUGGCAACUAAGUAAUUGUGAACUUCUUUUAGAAAAUCAAAGACAAUUCUUUCAUGCAACUAAAUAACUUUAUUCUGUAAUGUACUGCCCAUUUUGAUCAAUAACCUUUUGCCAUCUUUCAGGCAGCAUAAUCCCACGUUUAUAAAACUUUUGGUUUUUAUUAGCAAAAAACUGAAUCAGGUACGAUUUGACAUCAACAUCAUUAUUGAAAUUUUUAGCAUUCAAAUAGUUUUGUAAAGAUCGAAACGAAAAGUAAUCAGUUGGUGCAAGGUGUAUGUGGCAAAACAUCCCAACCAAGCUCCAAUAAUUUUUUUUUUUUUUGAACAUAGCCAAGUUGUUUUAAAUGAUUUCAAAUUCAUGUAUGUGAUGCAUGAAGUUUCUCUGCAAUCGCACGAGUUGUACUGUGACGAUCCGAAUCGAAUAUUGCUUUGAUUAGGGCGCCAUCAACUUCAACUGCACGACCAGAGCGUUUUUGAUCUUUGAGUGAAAAAUCACCAGCGCGAAAUUUGGCAAACCAAUUUAGACACUGCCGUUCUUUUAAGGCUUCGUCACCAUAAACAGCACAUAACUUUUUAUGAGGUGGCGAUGCGGUUUUCCCUUUGCGGAAAUAAAAAAGCAAAAUAUGACAAAAAUGUUCCUUUUGAUUUUCCAUUUUUCAACGAACGCCAAACGAAAACUACGCAACCGAUCAACAAACUUUUUUUACUGAUUUACAGCUGAAUUGCCAACUAUCAAAUAACGAAAUGUGUUUUACAUUUAUACUACGUUUGCAAACCUAAAAAUUCAACUGAAGUCAUCUAUGAGUGAAAUCCGCAAUAACUUAGUUGCCAACCGAAUAUAUUAACCAAAUUUGUAUUAUUUAUGACUUGUGCUUAAGGUCGUUAUUUUGAUAAAAGCGAAAGUCAUCUUCAGUUUCUAAUUUUAUAGCUCUUUGACCCAAUUUUUCUUGCAAAAGUUUUAAAUAAAAAUAUUUUUUCACUAUUUCUUGAAUAAAGUCUAAUUUCCAACUGCAUUCGAUGGCGUGCAUACCCAAACCAUCGUGUGAUAAAUGAUUUCCAGUGAUUUCGGUUUUCAGCUUUUGUCUUUUGUGGCCAUGUAAGGUUUACGUCUAUUCCAUCAAGAUCAUCUAUAAAGGCGUCACCAUGAAUCCCUCAGACGCCCUCUUUUUCGUGCUCCCUGUGGAUUCCGGUCUAAAGCAGCAUUGCUGAAUUUUUUUCUUUGUUCCACUUUCUCUCCCGAAUCUCAAUGUUUAUUGCCCGCGGGUUAAAGCUAGUAUACUUAUAUACAAAAUUAUUUCAAAGAAUAGGAGAAAAACCAUAGCAAAUGUAUAGAGAGGUGGAGUUUAAGGAUAAUAAAAUAUAUUUUGCUGAUUCAAUCAAAAAUAAAUUUAUUUCAUAACCGAAUUCCGGGUCAACGUUUAGCUGGUUAAGCAAUACACACUUUAUUAUAUUUUUUUUAUUUUAUUUAUGCGUAUAAACACAAGAAAGCAUACAUACAUAAUUUUAGUAAUGCUAUAAAAUGAUUAUCUGUAAAAAUCUUCUACUUGUACCAUAUUUUUAAUUGUAAUAUUGUAUUUUAUUAUUGUAUAUAAUAGUAUUAUUUGUUAAAAUGUAUAUUUAUGUAUAUUGUAAAAAAAGUAUUCCUCAAAAUAAGAAAAAAUCAUAAAAAUAAUUGUAGUUUAACAAAUAAAAAAAAUAAAAAAUAUUACGGCAUACGAAGACGUCAUAAAACCCAUUGAAAAUGGCAUAUGAUAAUAUUUCAUAAAUACUUCUCCUCAAAAAUUCUGUAUAUAACGCAAAAAUAUUAAACAAUUAAAAGAAGGCAUAGAAGAUUCCAUACAGAUCUUUUUUAUUUUUGUCUAGUGCAUACAAUUAUCGUCUAUUUUGACUGGCACCAGAUCCUGUAUAACCGAAAACACAAAUCUCUAGAAAAAAACUCAUAUUGGGGACUUUUAUUUUAUUUCACAUGAGCAAACCGGAAUCUUUAUUUUUCUAAACCUAUAACAACAGUUAAGCUUGGCCAAUGUUUUUUGAGGUCGAAAUAAAAGUACUUUCCAAUUAAUAAACAAACCUUAAUGAAAUAAAUUUGAAUUCAAUCGGUUACUCUGAGACCCUAGAAUCCAAAAAUUCAUAGUUUGUUUGAUAUUGGAUGUUCCUGACAUUCUCAAACUAUGAUAUAAGAAACAAAGUUACAACCGAGCUCGCAUCUAAGUGGAGUUUUUGUUAGUAUGCACAAAGCAGGUAUACAUAUUUAUAUACACACACGGACAAAAUUAUUCACACAACCACUAAUUUUUCAUUCGAUAAGCUGUAUCUUCAGAAAACAUUAAUGUAAUUAAAAAUGUGAUUCUAUGAAGAAUACAGUAAUUUAAUGGGAGGUUGAAUUAGUUGUAAAGGUUUUUUUCGAAGAUUUGGGGCUUUAUUGUGAAAAAACGGUACAAAAUAUUUUAUUUGAAGUAUUGGCCAUCGCUAGCUACAACUUUCGCCCAUCUUUCGGGCAAUUUCCGGAUGCCAAUUCUCCAAAAUUCUGGCCGCUGCUUGGCUAUCCAUGACUCAACCCAUAUUUUGGUAGCCUCGUACAAGGAGAACCGCUGGUCCGCCAAAUCGAGACUCAUAUGCCGGAACAAAUGAUAAUCGGAGGGAGCUAUGUCUGGACUAUACGGCGGGUGGGGUAACACUUCCCAGCCAAGCGUUCCAAGGUAUUUUUUGACAGAUUG
Messenger RNA from Anastrepha ludens (Mexican fruit fly), 7404 nucleotides. Its product is annotated as homeobox protein araucan-like. Gene Ontology annotation, biological process: neuron differentiation; cell development; regulation of transcription by RNA polymerase II. Gene Ontology annotation, cellular component: nucleus. Gene Ontology annotation, molecular function: RNA polymerase II cis-regulatory region sequence-specific DNA binding; DNA-binding transcription factor activity, RNA polymerase II-specific. The coding region runs from base 1583 to 3208 and encodes 541 amino acids. NCBI's taxonomy places the organism in Eukaryota, Metazoa, Arthropoda, Insecta, Diptera, Tephritidae. The record is from RefSeq and is a predicted model, not a curated record. The transcript is spliced from 5 exons.